Messenger RNA from Leptopilina heterotoma, 2083 nucleotides. RefSeq lists its product as uncharacterized. NCBI's taxonomy places the organism in Eukaryota, Metazoa, Arthropoda, Insecta, Hymenoptera, Figitidae. The transcript has 12 exons. The coding region runs from base 5 to 1876 and encodes 623 amino acids. The record is from RefSeq and is a predicted model, not a curated record. Gene Ontology annotation, biological process: detection of chemical stimulus involved in sensory perception of smell; sensory perception of smell. Gene Ontology annotation, molecular function: olfactory receptor activity; odorant binding. Gene Ontology annotation, cellular component: plasma membrane.
UCCUAUGUUAUUGGAUUUAUUAAUGGUUUGGGGCGAUUUUAAUGCAGUCGUCCAAAAUUUGUGUCUCACUGCUCAUUCUGUUAAUACAAUUAUUAAAUUUAGUUUUACUGUCAAAAAGAAGAAAUUAAUUAAGAGUAUGGUGUUAAUUAUGCAACACAAUUGGGAUACUUCUAUAUCGUCGAAAAUGACGGAAAAGCAAAAAAAUAUUCUUUACAGUCAUGCUCGUUUUGCAUUGUACAUUACUAAAGGAUUUAUUGUUUCGGUUUAUUUUUUUCUUUCUGUAAUGUACUUACUGCCUUUCAUUUAUGGAAUUGAAAGUGAUCCAGCUCGUAACAAACGUUAUCCAUUUUCCUCCUGGUAUUAUUGGGAUAAAAAUUCAGAUGUUGUUUAUGCUAUCGCUUAUUUUAUCCAGGUAGUUGUUGGACUGUUUUUGGGUAUUAGCUAUUCCUUAGGAAUGGAAAGUUUCUGUUGUACAGCAGUUUAUCAUACAUGUGCACAAUUGAGUAUACUUCAAACUGAAUUAUUGAAAAUUGGCACUGGAGCGAAUUAUUCAAAAACAGUAGUGAGGGAUCUUAUUGUAAAACAUAAAAUGCAUAUUAGGACAAUUCAGAUAUUAAAUACUAUUUUUAGAGAAUCGUGUUUAAUUCAAUUACUUACUAGUUGUACUUCUGUCUGCUUCACUGGUUUUCAAUUAAUAAUUAUUGUAACCAGUAGUUCUGUAGAUUUCAAUGGCGCCAUAUUCUACGCAGGAUUUAUUCUUUCGAACUUAUUUCAAAUUCUCAUGUACUGUUGGCCAAGUGAUGAUUUAAUGGACCAGAGUUCGAAAAUCGGAAUGUUUGCCUAUCAAUCAUUUUGGACGAAUUUAACACCAACUAAUUCAAAAUUACUCACGCUGCUAAUACUGAGAGCUCAAAAGCGUCUUGUACUUUCUGCCGGAGGUAUAUAUGAGAUGAAUUUGCAAAAUUUCACUGCGGAAUUAUUGAGAACAAUGAAGACUAAUUUUGAUAGUUGCUUAUCAAAAUCAACAUCGAAGGAGCAGAGAAUAAUUCUUCUUGACCAUGCAAAUUUUGCACGUACAGUUACGAAAUAUUUCCUUUUCAGUGUGUAUUUUGUUGAAAGUUUAUUUUUUUUAGUACCAUUUAUUUAUGGAAUAGACACUGAUCCUGUUCGUCAUAAACGUUAUCCGUACUGUUCUUGGUAUUAUUAUGAUCAGUAUUCAAAUGUUAUUUACGCAUUUUGUUAUGGAAUUCAGGUAUUAUUCGGAAUGUGUCUUGGCUUGAGUUUUUUAGCUGGAAUGGACAGUUUCAUUUUCGUUGCAAUUUGGCAUUCUUGCGCUCAAUUGAGUAUUCUUCAGAUUAAAAUUUUGAAACUUGGCGAGGCUUCUUUAGUUUCACCGAAACUAAUAGAGAGUAUUGUUUACAGUCAUAAUAGUCAGAUCAGACUCGUUCAUAUAUUCAACAAAUUAUUUAGUAAAUUAUGUCUAUAUCAACUUCUGACAAGUGGCUUUGUCAUAUGCUUUUCUGGAUUUCAAUUUAUCAUGUCUUUAAAUAGCGAAGACUCGGAUUAUCAGGGAACCGUUUUAUAUUUCGGCUAUUUGAUCGUUAAUUUAUUUCAAAUUCUAUUGUACUGUUGGCCAAGCAAUGAAUUAAUGGAAAAGAGUUUUGGAGUUGGAAAUGCUGCCUAUCAAUCUUUGUGGACCAAUUUACAUCAUCAUUCUUCGAAGGCCAUUAUUUUAAUGAUAUUAAGAGCUCAAAAUCCUCUGGUAAUUAGCGCAGGAGGAAUGUACGACAUGAAUUUGCAGAACUUUACCAAAAUUGUUAAAACAUCAAUGUCAUUUUUGUCUCUUUUGAGAGCUAUGAUGGUGUCGAGUCAUUAAAAUCAGUAAUAUUUAAUAUUGAUAAUAUCAUCUUUCAUUCCUCUAUUAUGGGAAUGAAAUUUAUUAUCAUUUAAAGUAGUAAUAAAUAUUAUUAACUUUUUAUCGAGAUUAUAAUAUUUUAAUCCUAUUGCUGUAAUAAGAAAAACUAUUGCACGAAAUAUGAAUAUCGAUAUUAAUUUGCAAUCGAUUUCAGAUUAAUCAAUUUUU